UCAGGGAAAGAACAGAGACCUUCCCGUGGUCUGCUGUUACAGUCCGUCCUUGUAAAUAAGAAUAUAAAAAAACAUAAGUUAGAAGCAUUUGCAGACAUAAAUGGAGAAGAAAGAAUGGUUUUAAUACUCACGAGAAUUCAUUAGCCUCAGAUGACAAAAUUAACCAAUCAUAGGACUCCAUUCCAUCUGUGUUUACUUUUGGGCUUCCUGUGGCAGACAUAUAAUCCAAGAUGGCGGACAAAAGUGUUUAUGUUGUUGGAGUUGGGAUGACAAAGUUUGAGAAGCCGUUAACCAAGAAUUGGGACUAUCCAGAUAUGGCGCGGGAAGCAGGAACGRCUGCUCUUAAUGAUGCUGGCAUACCAUACAGUCUAGUUGAUGCAGUAGCAGCUAGUUAUUGCUACGGAGAACCAACGUCAGGGCAAAGAGCAGUAUAUGAGCUUGGUCUAACAGGUGUCCCUGUAUUCAAUACAAACAACAACUGCUCAUCAGCAUCAUCGGCAAUUAUGUUAGCAAGACUAAUGGUUCUUAGUGGACAGUACCAGUGUGUUCUAGCUGUCGGUUUUGAGAAGAUGGAACGAGGACUGUCAGAGAAAUUUCAGGACAGGGCAUCUCCCAUCAGAAGACACGUAAGCCACAUGGAGAAAAUGGGUGCAAAACCAGGACUAUUGCAACAAUAUGCAAAGAUAUCCCAUAAGAACCAUAAACAAAGUGUCCACAAUCCAUAUGCUUCCAUAAGAAAGGAAAUCCCAAUGGACAAAAUWRCAAGUAGRAUGGUAUGCGAUCCUAUYUCAUUGGUGAUGUCUUCGCCAACUGCUGAUGGGUCUGCUGCGGCAGUGAUAUGUUCCAAGGCUUUUAUGAUGUCACAUGGACUGCAGGAUAAAGCCGUGGAAAUCAUUGCACAACAAAUGGUCACAGAUAUGCCAUCAUCAUUUGGUAAUACAUACAGAAACUUGUGUGGCUAUGAUAUGGCAAAGAAGGCUGCACAGUUUUGCUAUAAAUCAUGUGGUGAGAUAUGCAGACUCGGUAGACGAUGGGUUGUGAAUCCUUCAGGAGGACUAGAAUCUAAAGGUCAUCCUAUUGGAGCAACAGGUCUGGCUCAAUGUGCUGAACUAGUUUGGCAGCUUCGUGGCGAGGCGGGUAAAAGACAAGUUGACGGAGCACGAAUUGCACUGCAACACAACUUUGGUAUCGGAGGAGCUGCUGUAGUCACAAUGUAUAGGACGUUUAAACCUAGAAGUCCUACGAUUACUGCAAAACUUUGACAAAAGAAAAAAAUUGAAUUAUAUAUAUUUGAAUGCAAAACCGGAGAACCCAGAGCCAAAAAAAAAAAAAAAAAA
This is a messenger RNA of Actinia tenebrosa (Australian red waratah sea anemone), 1337 nucleotides long. Its product is annotated as sterol carrier protein 2. The record is from RefSeq and is a predicted model, not a curated record. Gene Ontology annotation, molecular function: acyltransferase activity, transferring groups other than amino-acyl groups. Lineage: Eukaryota; Metazoa; Cnidaria; Anthozoa; Actiniaria; Actiniidae.